AUGAGCGUCAGAGUGGUCGCCCGGAUCCGGCCUCUCCUCAAGUCAGAACUCGAAAAAGAUCAGAUUGUUACGAGCCACGCCGCGACAGAUGACGGGCCGACAAUUGUCAAAAUACCCAACCCCAAGAACUUCGCCGAGGAGUUCAGUUUUCAGUUCAACAGUGUCUACGAACAGGAAUCCACCCAGCAAGAACUGUUUGAAGCAGAAGUCGCACCCACCAUCAAACACCUCUUCCUUGGUUACGAUGUCACAAUCUUCGCAUAUGGGUCGACGGGGACCGGAAAGACACACACAAUGCGAGGUGGAAAAUCACUGGGAGAUCGGGGCAUGAUUCCACGAAUGCUUAGCAACAUUUACAGAAAGAGUAGAGCUCUCGAGAAAAGCACCAACGGCGACACAAAAGCAGCCGUUUCCAUGAGCUAUUACGAGAUAUACAACGACCGAGUCUAUGACCUAUUUGAGCCACCCGACAAGCGAACACCAACAGGUCUGCCCAUCAGAGAGGCGGAAGGUGGCAAGACCGUCGUGGUAGGAUUGACAGAAGUCCCCUGCGGUUCGCUGAAAGACUUUGAGGUUCUCUACGACAAGGCCAACGCUAACCGAAGCACUGGCGCAACCAAGCUCAAUGCCCAUUCAUCUCGCUCACAUGCCAUUCUCUGCGUCAAGUUGACCGUCACAAGUCCAACCGAGACAAGAGUCAGCGUGGCGUCUGCUAUUGAUCUGGCUGGCUCCGAGGACAACCGCCGGACAGGAAAUGGCAAGGACAGGAUGGUCGAGUCAGCAAGCAUCAACAAAUCACUCUUUGUGCUCGCUCAGUGCGUGGAAGCUAUUGCAAAGAAACAACCGCGUAUCCCAUACCGAGAGUCCAAAAUGACACGAAUCCUGUCACUCGGUCAAAACAAUGGCUUUACCGUCAUGAUCCUGAAUCUUGCCCCAGUCAAAGCAUACCACCUCGACACAUUAAGCUCGUUGAAUUUCGCCAAUCGCACCAAGAAAAUCGAGGUCCGCGAAGUCGAAAACGAUCCCAUCUUCAAAGGCCCCCCGCGGCAAGUUUCUGGGGCAUCUCUAGGCGGCCCGACAAUACAACGCCAACCGCUUCGGCCACUCACAAACAGCAUCAAUGUGAAUCUGAUAGCCACCAAGGAUGCCGCGGGCAAGAACGAGAAGCCUCCAAAAGCCUUCUCUGUGUACUCUGAUCGAUACAGGCCGUCGAUUCCCAAGCCGGUGACCCAGAAAUCUCCACCCCUUAAACGCACCGCAGACACCUCCUUCACCGGGUCCACUCGACCAGCCAAAGCCUCCCGGCCAACACCAAGCUUCAUUCGCCGCGGACCAGAGCCAGCCAACUUGACAAAAGCAUCGAUCGAGAGCCUGGUAGAGCAAAAGGUAUCCGAGAUUCUCGCUGCGCGCGCUCUCAAUGCCCCUGAUCCUCUUCCUACCAAGACGAUAUCCGAAGAAGUGCAGCGCCGUCUGGACAGUAUCGAAAAGCGACUCGAGGGACAAGAGGGAGAGCGUGCGGAAGGCUUGAGCUACCUGUUCAUGGCGAAGCAACAUCAGGCUCGUGGCGAGGAUGGCAGUGCGUUGAAGAUGUACGAGUUGGCACGACCUUAUUUCCCCGACAACCAAAAGCUGGAAAGCAAGAUUGAGAGAUUGAAAGAGAAGAUGGCUCGGAAAAGAGAGGAGGUUGAAGAGCCUCCACAUAAGCCCGAGGAGUCUGUAGCGAGGGACGCACGUACUGAAGAUCGAAACGGUCAACACCACGACGAUGACGAUGACGAGAGCUACCAUGAUGACGGCGAUGCCGAGUCAGCGUACAACGAUAGUGACGCAGAUGACAACGGCAGCACAUCUCGGCGCGCCGGCCGAUGGAGGAAGCCCACCAAACCGAAGCGAAAACGAAUCUCUUCUCCAGACCCACUUGCUCAACAGGACGGGAGCACUGCCAUCUUGACUCCUCGGACGAGAUAUCUAAUUGACGUGCUGAACAGCCGGGAUGUGGCGAGGAUCAAGUCUCUGAGCGGUCUGGGCGCAAAGAGGGCCGAGGGAAUCGUCGACUUUCUCAACGGCGAUGGCAACGAUGACGACGGCAGAGAAGGGGCCGGGACGACUUUACAUUCUUGGACCGAUUUGACGAGGUUGCGCGGCAUAGGGAAGAAGACGCUCGAGACGAUGAGGGAAGGCGUCAUUGUCUAG
This is a messenger RNA of Exophiala spinifera, 2193 nucleotides long. RefSeq lists its product as uncharacterized. The transcript is spliced from 2 exons. Gene Ontology annotation, molecular function: ATP binding; microtubule motor activity; microtubule binding. The coding region runs from base 1 to 2193 and encodes 730 amino acids. NCBI's taxonomy places the organism in Eukaryota, Fungi, Ascomycota, Eurotiomycetes, Chaetothyriales, Herpotrichiellaceae. The record is from RefSeq and is a predicted model, not a curated record. Gene Ontology annotation, biological process: microtubule-based movement; mitotic spindle organization.